Molecule: messenger RNA, 2592 nt
Organism: Geosmithia morbida
Lineage: Eukaryota; Fungi; Ascomycota; Sordariomycetes; Hypocreales; Bionectriaceae
Product: to RhoGAP and Fes CIP4 domain protein
Exons: 4
Coding region: 1-2592 (863 amino acids)
Biological process (GO): cytoskeleton organization; small GTPase-mediated signal transduction
Cellular component (GO): cytoplasm; plasma membrane; division septum
Molecular function (GO): GTPase activator activity
Source: RefSeq, a predicted model, not a curated record
AUGCCGGGCUUCGUUGACUCCUUUUGGUCCGCCGAUUAUGCUGCAGGACUCGGCGUUUUGUUCGACAAACUGCAGCAGGGAACCACCGAGAACCGUCAGAUUCUGACCAUAGCCCGCAUGCGCGCCGAGGCCGAGGAGGUCUACGGUAACCAGCUUGCCAACAUUGUCCCCGCGACCGACAAAAUUUCCGGUGGCUUCGCUCGCGAUGAGGGCGCCACUAUCCGCAAGGCCUUUGACGGCAUGAAAUCAGAAAUGCAGGACGCUUCCGCCAGCCACCGCCGAAUCGCCCAGAGUAUUCGCGACCUUGUUGUUAACCCCUUUUCCCGCUGGUGCGACGCCCACGAAAGCCGCCUACAAGAAUCUCAGGAUGACCUACAGGCGCGUAUCAAGGCCCACGAUCGACAGGCUGAAGCCGUCAAGAAGCUGCGCUCCGUCUACUUCAACAAAUGUCGUCUGCUCGAGGACCUCGAGGAGGAAAACAAGUUGGGCUUCCGUGACCCCGAGUCCUCCCCCAAGGGCAACCAGGCGAUCCCCGAGAUCAAGGUCCAGGAAGAUGAGCACAAAGAAGCUGACGAUCAGUUUUGGGAAAUCGGCGACGAGACAUACCAGGAGGAACAGCUUAAGAAGAUACUCUCGCAAAUGCUCUCUACCAUCCCCAUGGGAGAGCACAAGGUGGCCAUCCUGGGUACGUAUCAGAAUGUCUCGAGUGGCUCCGAUAUCGUCGAGUACAUUCAGCGCUACAUGGGCAGCACCACGGUCAGCUAUGCUGAGCGCAUCGGCCAGGACCUUGUCUCCCAUGGCUUCCUUCGACUCGUUGGCAACGUGGGCAGUGUCUUUGCCAACAGUUCCAAGAUGAACUAUCAGUGGCGCCCCAAGGCUUUCCAGCUGGCUGGAAUCCCCGAGAAGAAGGCUCCGCCCAGCCGCACAUUCUCCAUGCCAUCGACAGGCUCCGAAUCUGGCGAGUCGCCCGUCUUUGGCACCGUCAGCGAUUACCUUGCCAACUGGAACGUCAUCAACAGCAGGGCGCACCCCGACGAGACGCCCGGUCAGAGGCUCCAGCGCGAGGCAAAGGAGGCUGACGACAAGUACAAGGCGGGCGUCAGGAGGCUGGACGAGCUGCGCUGCUCGCUCGAGGAGGCCAUCUUCCUGCACCUCAAGUUCCUCGAGCGCUGCGAGCUGGACAGGCUCAAGGCCAUCAAGACGGUCAUCCUCGAUUUUUCUGGUACCAUCGGCAACGCCAUACCCAGCAUGCAGUCCACCGUUGAUAAGAUGGUGCUGUUCCAGGAGACGAUCCAGCCCCAGGGCGACCUGCGCUACCUGUUGGAAAACUACCGCACCGGUAGCUUUGUGCCCAAGGUUGUUGUGUACGAAAACUACUACAACAAGGCGGAUGAACAGACGUUUGGUGUCGAUUUGGAGGCUCGCGCUAGGGCUGAUAAGAAACGAGUCCCCAUCAUCGUGACAACCAUCCUAACUUAUCUUGACCAUCACUACCCCGAUCUAGAGGGUGAUGAGGCCAGACGCAACGUGUGGCUUGUUGAGGUCCCCCUCGCUCAGACGCACAAGCUGCGCGCCAGGGUCAAUGACGGCAAGCCAUUCUCGCCUGAUAUACUCGCCGAGUUUGAUGUGCCGACUGUUGCUAGCCUACUGAAGCUGUACCUCCUCGAGCUUCCGGACUCCCUCGUUUCCUCCCACGUAUACGAGAUCGUCAGGACUAUCUACAACAACCCUACCGCCGACGGCACCGAAACCUCGCGGGUAGCCGUGCUUCAGCAGACGCUUUCCCAGCUGCGUCUCACCAACAUCGCGACGCUGGAUGCCUGCAUGAACCACUUUACCCGCCUGAUCGACCUCACUUCGGCCGACGACGCCUAUGUCGCCUCGCUGGCGACGGGCCUAGCCCCCUGUGUCCUCCGGCCGCGGACAGAGACGUCCCUCACACUUGAGGAGAAGCACGCGUACAAGCUUGUGCGGGACCUCCUGGCGAAUAAGGACGCCAUUUUCAGCGAGCUGAAGCGCAUGUCAACGCUGGGCCACUCAAGCUCUGUGACGACGCGGUCGCGCGCCAUCAGCACAGAUGAGAGCAACCGCAAGAUGCUGAUGGAGGAGCGCAACCGCGCUCUUCUCGAGAAGGCCACGGCCAGUCGCAGCCGCGCCACAAGCCCUGCACCCAGCCCUCGCGGGCACCGUCGCGACCGCAGCAGCGGUGGGCCGGAGACGCGGUUCCCGAUCCAGACGGGACCCGCGUCGCCCAGCGAGCGCGUGCGCAUGAGCCUGGGCAGCAUUGGCGCGGUGACGAGCGGCACGCCGACAUCCUCAGCCGCCAAGCGGUCCAGCCUUGACGUGCCGGACAACGACUCGAUCGGCACGCCCACGGAGCCCGUAAACCGCACCGGGUCGGACAGGGACAGCAUCCGCAGCUCGGCGCGCGACAGCAUCCGCAGCUCCAAAAGGGAGAGCCUCGUGCACCGCGAUAGCGUAACGCGGUCUUCUGCCAAGUUUGUCGGCGGCCAGCGCGUGCCUUCCUCGCCACCUUCCUCGUUGGAGUCGCCGCGGGGUGUGACGCUCGAGGAUAAGUCGAUGGAGGAUUAG